Messenger RNA from Podarcis raffonei (Aeolian wall lizard), 2197 nucleotides. RefSeq names its product claudin 22 (gene CLDN22). Gene Ontology annotation, biological process: bicellular tight junction assembly; cell adhesion. Bases 65 to 733 code for a protein of 222 amino acids. NCBI's taxonomy places the organism in Eukaryota, Metazoa, Chordata, Lepidosauria, Squamata, Lacertidae. Gene Ontology annotation, molecular function: structural molecule activity. Gene Ontology annotation, cellular component: bicellular tight junction; plasma membrane. The transcript has a single exon. The record is from RefSeq and is a predicted model, not a curated record.
UAUAAAGUAGCAAGUCUUAUAGAGUUGGCCAAGAUUUUCCGGCCAGGCGUUUUCUGCCUUUAGAAUGGCUUUAGUGUACCGAACCAUGAUGCAGUUAGCUGGGAUUUUAUUUUGUUUGUUGGGAUGGGUGUUAUCCUGCCUCACUACCUAUUUACCUCAGUGGAAAAAUCUCAACUUGGAAUUGAAUGAAUUGGAGAUCUGGACAAUGGGACUCUGGCAAGCCUGUGUAGUUCAAGAAGAAGGGGGAAUGCAGUGCAAGGAAUUCGAUUCUUUUUUGGCUUUACCUCCAGAGCUCAAAAUUUCUAGGAUUCUGAUGUUUGUAUCUAAUGGAUUAGGACUUUCAGGCCUCUUGCUCUCAGGUUUCGGACUGGACUGCUUGAAGAUUGGUGAACAACAACUGGACCUAAAGAGGAGGUUACUGCUGCUGGGAGGAAUACUCUUCUGGAUAUCAGGAGUCACAGCCAUAGUCCCAGUCUCCUGGGUUGCUCACACCACUGUGCAGGAAUUCUGGGAUGAGAAUAUUCCAGACAUCGUUCCCAGGUGGGACUUUGGGGAAGCACUGUUUGUAGGCUGGUUUGCUGGAUUCUGUCUCAUCUUAGGAGGCUCAAUGCUAAAUUGCACUGUCUGUUCUGCUGAUGCUCAGACAUCCUCGGUCCAUUAUACAGUGGCAGAAGAGCAAGAUAACUGCCAGUACCUGGAAAGUAACAACAGACCUAAAAGCCUAAGAGUUUGAGAGAGACAGAAAGGAGGAUUCUUCUUUCAUUUUCAGACACUUAUAACACACGAGCCAGAACCUUGUUCCAAUUAAGAUUCAAAGGACUCUUUGUUCCUUAGCAGAUUCAUUGCACUUGGGCGUCUAAAUUUUCUUCCUGCGCUUUUUCUUUCAAGAGCUGUGUUUUACCCUCCUCAUUACAAAACUGAGAAUGUUGACUUCACCAACAGGAUGAGAUUAAAAUGACUGUGUAAAAAAUCACCACUAUGUAGAUUUUAUCUGAUUCGUUUAAAAUGUAAAAACAAAAAGCAUCCCAAGUUCAAGUUAAGACAGAAAAAAAAUGUAAUAUGAUACCUCUUAUUACACAGCUUCAUACUACUAAAGCUAGUAAUUUAUUUCUAUGGCCCACUGAAUUUCUUCAAGUCAAAAAGUACAAGGAACUAACCUGCCUGUAGGUUUCUGCUGCAAGAAACAAAUCUAAUUCAUGCAAAAAGACUUUUAAUAUGAGUUACAAAUUGCCCUGCAACACUGGCAAAAUGUUUAAAUGAUUUCAGUGAUAGCAUCUAUGGAAUAACGAGUGACUCAUCUUAACACAUGGGAAAUGCAAAGUCCCCCUCACUCCCUAAUCUGAAUGCUCUAGUGUCUACCUAUUUUUAUAUAUCUAUAUAUGUAAGUUAGUAGCAAGCAGAAAACAACCUGUGAGAUAAUGUGUUAAAUGUUGCUCUUGUAAAUAAUCAAUGCUGUUCUUCUCUAUGUAAAUAGUUGAGUUUUAAGCAUGCAUAAUCACAAUAUGUUUCCUAAAAUCUGAUAAAUUCUACAUUUAUUUUACUACAUGAAGGCAGUGUCGUCUUUAGUUUACAGCUUUAAGGAACGGGAUUGCUUCAUUCGUGUCCCAUGCAAUCUAAAUUAACUUUUAUUAAGUAGUUUUGUAUUACGUUGUUUAAUUUAUUAACGCCACCAGACACUGAAAAGCUAUUCUAGAAAGGGAUUGACUAUUGUUAUUUGAAUAGAAACCAAAAAACAACAACCAUAGUUCGUUAUUCAGUUUCAGUGGAGAAUGGGCUUUCUUUCUUUGAAACAAUAGCUUGGCACUGUUUCUUUAUGUGCAAAGUAUUUCUAUGUCAGCAAAUAUGAAAUAUUGCUUCAUGUUCUUUAGCUAACCAAGUAGAAUUUCAGUGUGAGAAUAUGAACAUCUGUUUAUAGCCAGUAUUAACAUAACUUCCAAAAGAUGUAACUGCAGCAAGUUCAGAAAUUAACGCCACAGCUUUUACAACUCCGACUAUGUAAUUUAUGAAAACUUUACAGUAUUUAAUAGGAAAUGAUAGCUAGGGUGUUUAAUAACUUGCAAGGCUGGAAUAGCUUUGGGUUUUAUAUGAUUUGAAGCAAGGUGCCAACAGUACCAUGUGAAUAUUCCAAGAAGGAACUAUGUAAGAAGAAUUAUGUAAAAAAUGUUAAUAUUUUUCCUUUAGCUUUGCCUGAAGAAGU